Molecule: messenger RNA, 850 nt
Organism: Spathaspora passalidarum NRRL Y-27907
Lineage: Eukaryota; Fungi; Ascomycota; Pichiomycetes; Serinales; Debaryomycetaceae
Exons: 1
Coding region: 32-802 (256 amino acids)
Source: RefSeq, a predicted model, not a curated record
GUACUGGAAAGCAUACCAUUUGCAGUAUAUCAUGUUAGUCACAUUCAAAUACAACAGGGACAAAUACAACCAGUUGCUAGAGCAGUCUGUGUCUAACACUUCACCGUAUGUGAAGGAAGAGACACCAUCGGUGCUGGGUAGUACACCCCCAGUUUCCACACCCACGAAAUUUGUUACGCUCCAUUAUAAUCUGGGAUACAUGACAUCCCCGAUAAAGUCACAAAGAAGAAGUCGAAAUAGAACACCAACACCACCGAGUCUUACACCUAAUACCACACUCCCGUUUCAGAAAUCAUUCAGCGUUAUUGAUUCCAGCCCGAUUAAGAUAUCCAAGGAGGACACGGCCGACAUGCAGGAGCAAUGUUCAUAUCAAGAUGCCAUAGAAAGCAUGGCGACUUAUAACGAGCAGUAUAUAUUGAAUCCCAGGAAUAACGACGAUAUACCUUCGGUUAUUGCACACAAUCAACAAGUUGAAAAGGCGUGGUUUAACAAUAUCAGAAGUCUAGCAGAUAGGUUACAUCUAUUACGAGAGACGUACAGGACAGUUCAGAUGUUGAAGAAGUCAAAGGUUAAUAGGAACGGUUUAGUUGACGAGUCAGCGUAUUCCAAGCUGACUACUCCUAGAAUUGAAGAUAGUCCUAGUGUUAGUGUACCUCCAACAACUCCUAGUUCAAGGUUGGUACCGGAAACAACAUCUGGGGUUGAUGAAGAUGAAUAUGAAGAGAUCGAUGGGUUUGAAGAGGACGAAGAUAGCAGUAACACCGAUACAGUUACCCCCAAGCGUAGUGAGCAACUCGUGUAAUAAUAGUAGUUUCAGUGUAUAGAAAAAUAGACAACCAAUUCACUCCUG